AUGGAAACAUCAGCUUCCUCCGUUACAGUUUCAGUAGCUAUAGUUGUUGUAUUGUGGUGGGUAUGGAGAACUCUAAACUGGGUUUGGUUUAAACCAAAGAUGCUUGAGAGUUACCUGAGAAGACAAGGUCUUGCUGGAACUCCUUACACGUUACUCGUUGGUGAUGUGAAAAGGGAUUAUACCAUGUCAAAGGAGGCAAGGUCCAAACCGAUCAAUCUUACGGAUGAUAUCGUCCCACGUGUGAUCCCUUUCCCCUCGUACAUGCUCAAGACUUACGGAAGGACUUUCUUUACAUGGCGUGGACCAAUACCAACAAUCACCAUUACGGAUCCUGAGCAAAUCAAAGAAGUGUUCAAUAAAAUCUAUGAUUUCCAGAAGCCACAUACAUUCCCUUUGGGAAGAGUUAUAGCCACUGGGCUGUUUAGUUAUGAUGGUGAUAAAUGGGCUAAACACCGAAGAAUCAUCAACCCUGCUUUCCACCUUGAGAAAAUCAAGAAUAUGGCACCUGCUUUCCACCAGUGCUGCAGCGAGGUAGUUGGAAAAUGGGGCAAUAUAGUCUCAAACAAAGGGUCAUCCUCUGAGGUGGACGUUUGGCCUUGGCUUAUGAGCUUGACUGCAGAUGUGAUCUCUCGUACGGCUUUUGGGAGCAACUACAAAGAAGGUCAGAGGAUAUUUGAGCUCCAAGCGGAACUAGCACGGCUCCUCACUCAAGCUUUUCAGAGAAAUUUCAUCCCUGGAUACAGUUACUUACCAACGAAGGGUAAUAGGAGGAUCAAAGCAGCAGGCAAAGAAGUACCAAUUAUACUGAGAGAGAUCAUUAACAAAAGGUUAAAAGCUAGAAAAGCUGGGGAACCCCCAAGCGAAGAUUUGCUGGGUACACUUCUUGAAUCGAAUUUAGGACAAGCUAAAGGAAGUAGACUGAGCAUUGAGGAUGUGAUUGAUGACUGUAAGUUUUUCUACUUUGCCGGGCAAGAGACAACUUCAGUACUUCUCUGCUGGACAAUGGUUCUGCUAAGCCAACACCAAGAGUGGCAAGAUCGUGCAAGAGAAGAAGUGAAGCAAGUUUUUGGCGAUAGAGAACCUGAUACAGAAGGCCUUAACCAGCUCAAAGUUGUGACGAUGAUAUUGAACGAGGUGCUUAGGCUAUAUCCUCCAGUGAUCCAGCUGACACGAUCCAUUCACAGAGAGAUAAAGCUGGGAGACCUGACCCUACCAAGUGGUGUUCACGUCAACGUACCUAUUCUGCUAGUCCAACGUGACACCCAGCUAUGGGGAAAAGACGCAGCAGAGUUCAACCCAGAGAGGUUCAAAGAUGGUGUCUCAAAGGCAACAAAUAGCAAAGUCACCUUCAUGCCCUUUGCAUGGGGGCCGAGGAUAUGCGUUGGCCAUAACUUUGCCAUGAUGGAGUCAAAGAUGGCAAUGGCAUUGAUGCUACAGAAAUUCUCAUUCGAGCUUUCACCUUCGUAUGUUCAUGCUCCUUACACAGUCUUCACCAUUCAGCCACAGUUUGGUGCUCAUCUUAUCCUCCACAAGCUAUAA
Messenger RNA from Eruca vesicaria subsp. sativa (arugula), 1539 nucleotides. The record is from the annotation of a GenBank genome assembly. Lineage: Eukaryota; Viridiplantae; Streptophyta; Magnoliopsida; Brassicales; Brassicaceae.